AGAAAUACUUCCAGCUUGUAGAGAAGUGCUUCGACUCGGUUCCCCGCCUCCAGGCAGUCUUGUUCGCAACCCGCCAACGUCCAUUUCUUCUCAUCCUGUAGCCUUAGCAGACAACUAGGCGCAAGUGAAACAAGUAUGGCUGACCAACUUACAGAGGAGCAGAUUGCUGAGUUCAAGGAGGCCUUCUCCCUGUUUGACAAGGAUGGCGACGGCACCAUCACCACAAAGGAACUGGGCACCGUCAUGAGAUCAUUGGGUCAAAACCCUACAGAGGCCGAACUCCAGGACAUGAUCAAUGAGGUGGAUGCCGAUGGCAACGGGACUAUUGACUUUCCUGAGUUCUUGACAAUGAUGGCCAGGAAGAUGAAAGACACUGACAGCGAGGAGGAGAUUAGGGAGGCAUUCAGGGUCUUCGAUAAGGAUGGCAACGGUUUCAUUAGCGCUGCAGAGCUGCGUCAUGUGAUGACUAAUCUGGGGGAGAAGCUGACAGAUGAAGAAGUGGAUGAGAUGAUCAGAGAAGCAGACAUCGACGGAGACGGUCAGGUCAACUAUGAAGAAUUUGUUCAGAUGAUGACUUGCAAAUGAAGCGGGCUCACAUUUAAGACCAAGAAUCAGUCAAAUGUUUCACUUACCUCUUAUUGCAAAAAUCUACAUUUAUUCAUACUGUUCUGUAUAGACAACUUACAAUGAAUGUUGGAAAACUGAAACUCUGUCCGUAUUAACAAGCUCAAAAAAAAGGUAAAAAAAAAAGACAAAAAAUGAAACGAGUGCAUGUACUGGCUUGUGUUCCCGCCGCCCAGUGGUGAGCUGCCCAAUCGGAUCUCGACUUAUUAGCCAAGCGGCCUCUCUGCAGCUGGCUCAUUCUGGCCGCUGCCCUUCUGCUUCCUGGUUCCAUCUGCCUGAUGUCAUCGAUUCUUUGGGCUGGCCAGUCGCCUUUCUUCUACCACUUCCUGUUUCCUUUCUUUCUGUUCUAUAUGCAUGCCGCUUUGGACUAGUUACUGUUGACAAUGGGGUGCCCGUGGCAGGAAGUAGGAGGGACCCGUUGGCUAGGGGGGAGGGGUUAGUUGUCACAUGGGCGUGAGCGAGUCAGCCUGCAUAAAGAUAUUGGAAAUGGAAUACAUAAGACUUCAUAUUAGACCGUCUUUCUGGCAUGGCAGGAGAUUUGCUUUUAUCCUUUUAUGUGUUUACCUUUUUUGAGGGGAGGAGGGGUGGCAAGAGGCGGGUGUGUCCUCCUGUCACGAGGGCUUUUCCAGGUGUGAUUUCUGGUGUAAGGUCGGCAGGUCUCAACGGGAACGUUCCAACGUUUCAGUUGAACUUGAAUGAAAGCUGUUAUUCCUCACUGAAGCAUGUUGGGGUACGUUGUAUUGGCUCUGAUGUUGUGUAUGUAUCACUUCUGUGGGGAUGUUCAUUUCAGUUUAGUGGGGACCGGGUCGGUGCUUUGCGGCAUUUCUAGUGUGUGUGUGUGUGUGUGUGUGCGUGCGUGUGUGUGCGUGUUGGGGGUUGGGUGCUUGCGGUGAGGCCCGGCCCAGUCCAACUGUUCUGUCUAGUUCAGUUGAUCUGCAUUCCAAGUUGUACAUGCUAGUCUUUACAUUUUGUUUUUCCAAUAAAAGACCAUAAAUUCAAA
Messenger RNA from Doryrhamphus excisus (bluestripe pipefish), 1624 nucleotides. RefSeq names its product calmodulin-1-like. The record is from RefSeq and is a predicted model, not a curated record. Gene Ontology annotation, molecular function: calcium ion binding. Lineage: Eukaryota; Metazoa; Chordata; Actinopteri; Syngnathiformes; Syngnathidae. Gene Ontology annotation, cellular component: myosin II complex.